Plectropomus leopardus (leopard coralgrouper) is the source of this 769-nucleotide messenger RNA. The record is from RefSeq and is a predicted model, not a curated record. Lineage: Eukaryota; Metazoa; Chordata; Actinopteri; Perciformes; Serranidae.
AGAUUUAAAAAAAAAUUCAAUUACACUUUCUUCUUUUUCCAAGUCCACCCAAAGUGAGAAGUUGAUGGCCUACGCCAAGUACAGCUAUGACGCACUGAGACAGCGCAUCCGCCUCAGAGAGUUUGGGUCUUAUGAGAAUAAGUCCUUCCACUUUGACGCACUUCUACUCUACAAACAGGGUGUCAUGUACAAGAUUAACUACAGAAACCAAACAUGUUGCAAGAAGCGGCUGAGAAUGGACUUUCAUCCACUGGCGAUCCCAAAAAAUGCUUCUCUGCUGGGGCAAAGCGUGAUGGGCAGCUCCUCUGGUCCAGGACAGGGGCUGCUAGUUAACACCUGGGUGGGAGAGCUGCAGACCAAGAGGGGACCAGCCAAGUACAUGAGCACUGUUACAGAGUUUGGAUGCGUCCCCGUCAGCACUCUGUUCCAUUCCAGUAAAAGCGGAUGGGUGGUGACGAGCUUCUUCAACAACGUCAAUGGACUGGUAGACCCGCAACAGCUCAUCCCUCCACGCUUCUGUGGUGAUGCCCAGCUGGAGGAAGAGGACAGUGAGAAUCCAGAGACCUUCUUCAGCCUGUUUUAAAAGAGAAUAUUUUCAGAAAUUUAAUGAACUGUGAUGAUCAUUCUUUUAUUUGUGUGUUUUAAGAAAAGACUGAGGGUACUUACCAAUGAUGUCAUUUAUUACAGGUGAUACCAGAAAUGAUAUGAAGUAAUUUCACUUGUGGUAUAAAAAAAGAAAACAUACAUGGACUAAAUGGUUAAUUUUAUU